This is a messenger RNA of Aspergillus aculeatus ATCC 16872, 1562 nucleotides long. RefSeq lists its product as uncharacterized. Bases 239 to 1483 code for a protein of 414 amino acids. Lineage: Eukaryota; Fungi; Ascomycota; Eurotiomycetes; Eurotiales; Aspergillaceae. The record is from RefSeq and is a predicted model, not a curated record. The transcript has a single exon.
UUCCUCUUACCCUUUCCUUUCCUUUCCUCUCCUCUCCUCUCCUCUCCUCCUCUCCUCCUCUCCUCUCCGCUCCUCUCUAUACUUCCUCCACUCCACCACUAGCUCCAUACUACACUACACUACACUAUACUACUUCCAUCCAUUUCAACCCAACUACCCAACCACUCUUGACUCAACCCAACCCUUUCAUACCCUCCAAUCCAUCCCCCCCCCCAUCUCCCCAUCCAACGAUGAAACCAUGAUCACCGGCCCGACCACAUCCCCCGGCAAUGGCGUCGUCGGGGGCUACACCGGCCACAGUAUGGCCCUCCGCAUCGCCAUUGCAACCCUGGCCGCCAUCAGCUGGUAUAACGCCAUCGAGCUGGUCAUCCUCGUCUUCGUGACCUUUGCCCAAUUCCGGGGCCCCUACUUCUGGUCGCUGCUGAUCUCCUCGCUGGGGCUCCUCCCCUACUCCACCGGCUUCCUCCUCAAAUACUUCGACCUGGCGCCCGCCGCUCUGUCCGUCACCCUGAUCACCAUCGGCUGGUACACGAUGGUGACGGGCCAGUCGGUGGUGCUGUACUCGCGGCUGCACCUGGUGCUGCCCAACCCGCGCAUCCUGCGCCAGGUGCGGUACAUGAUCACCAUCGACGCGUGCCUGCUGCACCUGCCGACGACCGUGCUCACGUACGGCUCGAACCUGGCCCCGCGCAAAGCCGCCUUCAUCGCCGGCUACAACAUCAUGGAGAAGAUCCAGAUGACCUGCUUCUGCCUGCAGGAGUUCAUCCUGUCGGCGCUGUACAUCUGGGAGACGGUGCGCAUGCUGCGCCUCGACCCGGACCGCGGCAAGCGCAAGAUCAUGUACCAGCUGGUCGCCAUCAACCUGAUCAUCAUCUUUCUGGAUCUGGGGCUGCUGGUCAUCGAGUACCGCGACCUCUACAUCAUGGAGACCAUGAUCAAGGGCGUCAUCUACAGCGUCAAGCUGAAGCUCGAGUUCGCCGUCCUCGGCAAGCUCGUCCUGCUGGUCCGCGGCCACCACGUCUGGAAGUGCGACUCCGCCCUCGCCGUCAGCAGUCCGCCGCCGCCGCCGACCGCCGUCGACGAGCAGCAGCCACCGACAAGCACAACCGGCCGCGGCGGGGCGACGAUAGCGGAGUACCCGGAUUUCGUCGACGCCACCCGCGUCACCUCGGACCUGACGCACCCGGGCACGCACGCGCCCAUCGCGACCCGCCGCCGGUCGCACCCCUGGAUGGACAGCGAGGACGUCUCGAUCGCCAUGUUCGAGCACGCCACCUGCACGACCACGCGCAGCAGCACGACGCGCAGGAGUCUCAGCGGCCGCCGCCUCGACCAUUCGCGCACGGGCCACUCGGACGUCUCGCACUCAUGGAGCGGCGAGACGCAGACCAACCACUCGUUCCUGUCGGCCACGGGCCAGGAGCGGGAAUUGAGUCCGGCCGACUUUACGGGGAAUUGGGGGAAGCCCCAGGGGAGCUUUUAGGCGGUACUUAUUCGGCUGAUUAGGUUUAUGAUUGAAUGAAUUAUGAGGUAUGCGGUGUUUGUCCGGUUUUUGGGGGGGG